Molecule: messenger RNA, 1834 nt
Organism: Eucalyptus grandis
Lineage: Eukaryota; Viridiplantae; Streptophyta; Magnoliopsida; Myrtales; Myrtaceae
Product: bifunctional protein FolD 4, chloroplastic
Exons: 5
Coding region: 200-1294 (364 amino acids)
Biological process (GO): tetrahydrofolate interconversion
Cellular component (GO): cytosol
Molecular function (GO): methenyltetrahydrofolate cyclohydrolase activity; methylenetetrahydrofolate dehydrogenase (NADP+) activity
Source: RefSeq, a predicted model, not a curated record
UUUUCUCAUGACGAAAAGGAAAAACACAGGCCUUCGGCACUUUGGCAAGUCUGCAAAUCCUCUCUCCCCCCGGGCGCUUCUCCGGCGGAACAUCACGACCGCGCCGUCGUAACCGUCUUCAGCUCGAACAAUCUCAAGCCGCGAAGCGAAGCCAAGUCGCGGCGGACGAUCCCCGACGACGCCGUUCGAUAUUCCGGGAAUGACUUCGAUGGUGCUCGGCGAGUGCUCGACUUCAGCCGCGUCUCGCCUCUUCCCCAUGGGCCUCCGCAAGGACGCCGUCGUCUUGGUCCGCAGGUUGUCGCUGCCUCGCCAUUCUCGUGCCUCGACGGACCCUCCCUCUCGCCGGACCCUCGCCACCGGCGCUUCUGCUCCGGCUUCGCCGCCACCUUCCGCUUCAGUGGCAAUCGAGGCUUGUGCCAAAGUGAUCGAUGGAAAACAUGUUGCAAAGCAAAUCAGAGAUGAGAUUUCAGCUGAAGUAUCUAGAAUGAAGGAGGCAAUUGGGGUUGUACCAGGGUUAGCAGUGAUUCUUGUCGGCGACAGGAAGGAUUCUGCUACAUAUGUACGCAACAAGAAAAAGGCUUGUGAGUCUGUGGGGAUUAACUCCUUUGAAGUGCAUUUGCCUGCGGACUCGAAAGAAGAAGAUGUUCUCAAGUUUAUCUCAGGAUUCAAUGAUGAUCCUUCGGUUCACGGCAUUCUUGUUCAGUUACCACUGCCUUCACAUAUAAAUGAACAGGGUAUCCUAAAUGCAGUAACUAUCCAGAAAGAUGUGGACGGAUUUCACCCAUUGAACAUUGGUCGACUUGCUAUGAGGGGUAGAGAGCCCUUGUUUGUGCCCUGUACGCCUAAAGGCUGCAUAGAGCUGUUGCAUAGAUAUGGUAUUGGUAUUAAGGGAAAGAGAGCCGUUGUGAUUGGCCGGAGUAAUAUUGUCGGGAUGCCUGCUGCUUUGCUACUUCAAAGGGAAGACGCAACUAUCAGUAUUGUCCAUUCAAGGACACAAAAUCCUGAGGAGAUCACAAGAGAGGCAGAUAUCAUAAUUGCGGCUGUUGGGCAAGCAAACAUGGUGAGAGGAACAUGGAUCAAACCUGGUGCAGUGAUUAUUGAUGUCGGAAUCAACCCAGUUGAGGAUCCAAAAAGCUCUCGGGGUUACAAGCUAGUAGGAGAUGUCUGCUACGAGGAGGCUUGUAAAGUUGCGUCAGCCAUCACUCCUGUUCCAGGAGGAGUUGGUCCGAUGACGAUAGCGAUGCUUCUCUCUAAUACUCUUACAUCCGCAAAGCGGGCACACAACUUCCAAUGAGUGUAGGAGAUCCAAGACAUGACUUUACAAUUUGGGUGACAGUUGUAGAAACUGUGCAAGAGGAAUAGUUAUUGGCGAGGCUGCUGUUUCCAGCAGGUGUCCUGACUCAACCAUGCUUUGGGUGCUCUUUUGUCCCUCCAUUGUCGGUUGAUCUAGUAGAUAGUGAAAUCAAUUUUUCCUCACCAGAGUCAAGCUCUCUAAGAGAGGAUUCUGUCAUUUGGAAAUCACUCAAAUGAUGGUACCGACAGAAGUUAUGCGGUGAAUUUUUCAUGAGAGAGGAAGAGAGAAUAUGAUAGCGUAUUUGAUUCUCACUUGGUGAGUUCAAAACCUAUUGUAGUGUUGUAAUUUUUGCUAAAUUCUUUUGCUGUUAGAUCCACAGAAGGACGAGUUAUUAAGAUCUCUGUUCUAUGCGUCCUUUAUUGGUUCUAAUUCUAGGGUAAGAUGCAACAACAGUAUGAUCGCCGAUUUCUUAUGCCAAAUGUAUGAUUAAACCUUGAGGUUUUGUAAUCAUCACUAAGGUACCAGUGAACUGUUCCUGAA